AUGUCAGGUGCACCAGACCUGAGACAUGGACAGCGUCCAUACAUGAGUAAGGCAUCCACGUGGAGUGUUGAUGGUUUUCUACGCAUCGCAUACGAUGCUGUAGCAGAGACCCUGCCGGACCAGUACACCACUUUCAACAAGGUGUACAAGGAGAGAUGGUCUGACAUAUUGAGGUUCCGAGCCCGCUCGCUCUUCACAUCUUGUGAAGUGUGUUGUGCCUUCAAGGCUCAGCUGCAAGACCGGUCGCUGACUUUUGAGCAAAAAUUAGGAUGCCUUCAAGGAUAUAGGUCGCACCUUCAUGACCAGUAUUGCGACAGAACUGUGAUAUGGACUCUGCAAAGCGAGGGAAGUGAUCCUAGAUCAUCGAUUCUACUUAUUUGUACUGAUGGGCUUGACCAAGCCAAGUUCUCAUUGCCAAGAGACCCUCAACUUCGCUCCAAUGCCGGGUUGGCCAAACACCAGCGGCCACGAUUGAAGAUCCAUGACCUUCCUGAAGCUCUGGCCAACAUGGUGAAUUCUGGAAGCUUUCGUGGGAUAGCGAAUCCUCAUGAUGUGGUGUCCUUGAUCAAGAAGCACAUCUGUGACCCAACUUUGUCACAACCCCCUCUGCUGGUUCUCUCCCACCACC
Cladocopium goreaui is the source of this 628-nucleotide messenger RNA. NCBI's taxonomy places the organism in Eukaryota, Dinophyceae, Suessiales, Symbiodiniaceae. The record is from the annotation of a GenBank genome assembly.